AACACAUCACAUUUCUCAUCUCCAAUUCAGAUUAGGGUUAGGUUUCGUUUUUAAAUCUUUUUUAUUAAAAGAAUCAAAUAAUGGCACCAAAAGCAGCAGCAACAGCAACAGCAGAAGGUGAUGCGAAGAAAGGGGGUAGAGGAAAAGCAAAGAACACGAAGUCUGUUUCCAGAUCUUCAAAAGCUGGUCUUCAGUUUCCGGUGGGUAGAAUCGCUAGGUUUCUUAAGGCCGGAAAGUACGCUCAGCGUGUCGGCGGCGGCGCUCCUGUUUACCUUGCCGCUGUUCUUGAGUAUCUUGCCGCUGAGGUAUUGGAGUUGGCUGGAAAUGCAGCAAGGGAUAACAAAAAGACAAGGAUAGUACCAAGGCAUAUACAGUUGGCAGUAAGGAAUGAUGAAGAGCUAAGUAAGCUACUGGGGUCAGUGACAAUUGCAAAUGGAGGUGUUUUGCCAAAUAUUCAUUCCACUUUGUUGCCAAAGAAGGGUGGAAGUGGUAAGGAAAAGGGUGAAAUUGGAUCUGCUUCUCAAGAGUUUUAAGAAGCACCUCAAGGAUAGUUUUUAUGGAGAUUCUUGUAUUAUAGAAUAUGUUUCUUACUUGAAAUCAGUUCUCUAUGUAGUGGUAUUAUUGGCUUUAUUAUCAAUGCAUAUUAUCUUAUCUUUUGUUUAA
Messenger RNA from Erigeron canadensis, 663 nucleotides. Its product is annotated as histone H2AX. Gene Ontology annotation, cellular component: nucleosome. Gene Ontology annotation, molecular function: protein heterodimerization activity; DNA binding; structural constituent of chromatin. The record is from RefSeq and is a predicted model, not a curated record. NCBI's taxonomy places the organism in Eukaryota, Viridiplantae, Streptophyta, Magnoliopsida, Asterales, Asteraceae. The transcript has 2 exons. Bases 81 to 533 code for a protein of 150 amino acids.